UUAGGUAGGUCCGGCUGUUUUAGUGUUUUUAUAUUUCUUUAAAUUUUAUCAAUAUUAAUAUACAAAAAGAUAUUCCAAGUCUCGUACUAUGAUGGAUGAUUUAGAGAGUUGGAAUUCAGAUCCAAAGAUUUGGAAGAAGCCGAUAAAAAAUUUAACAGAAAAAUGGAAAUUGGUUCCAGCUUUCUUACAAAUAAAAGGACUUGUUAAACAGCACAUUGAUUCUUUCAAUCAUUUUGUUAAUGUUGAUAUCAAAAAGAUUGUAGCCGCAAAUCAAAUAGUCCUUAGUGAUGCUGAUCCAAUGUUUUAUUUAAAAUAUCUAAAUGUAUCAGUAAAGCAACCUGAUAUUGAAGAUGGAUUCAACAUAACAAAACCAACAACACCACAUGAAUGUCGCUUACGUGAUGUCACAUAUUCUGCUCCAAUUACUGUUGACAUUGAGUAUACAAGAGGACAUCAAAGAAUUAUAAGAAAUAACUUAUUGAUUGGUCGAAUGCCUAUUAUGCUGAGAUCUUCAAAUUGUAUUUUAUCAGGAAAAUCAGAAUAUGAGUUAUCGAAAAUGAAUGAGUGUCCGCAUGAUCCUGGAGGAUAUUUUGUUGUACGCGGACAAGAAAAAGUAAUUUUGAUACAAGAACAGAUAUCAUGGAAUAAAAUGAUAACAGAAGAAUUUAGUGGAAAUGUUCAAUGUCAGGUUGCAAGUUCCACUCAUGAAAAGAAAUCUCGCACUGUUAUACUAGGCAAGCAUGGGAAAUAUUAUCUAAGGCAUAAUUCGAUGACGGAUGACAUACCAAUUGUGGUCAUUUUUAAAGCCAUGGGUUUUGUUUCUGAUAGAGAAAUUUUAUCUUUGAUUGGUACUGACCAAGAAACACAAAACCGUUUUGCUCCUUCCAUGCUAGAAGCUUUUCAUCUAAAAAUUUUUACACAGCAAAGAGCCUUACAAUAUAUGGGCUCAAAAUUAAUUGUGAAAAGAUUUCAAUCUUCAAAUAAAUUUAAAACUCCUGGAGAUGAAGCAAGAGAUUUAUUGGCGACAACCAUACUAGCUCACGUGCCAGUUGAUUGCUUCAAUUUUCAAAUGAAAUGCUUCUAUGUUGCAAUAAUGGUAAAACGAGUUAUGACGGCUGAAAUCGACCCUUCCACAUUUGAUGAUCGUGAUUAUUAUGGAAACAAACGUUUAGAGCUUGCUGGAUCUUUGUUAUCUCUUAUGUUCGAGGAUCUUUUUAAGAGACUGAAUUGGGAAUUGAAAAUGAUAGCAGAUAAAAAUAUUCCUAAGGUUAAGGCAGCGCAAUUUGAUGUUGUGAAACAUAUAAGGGCAGCACAAAUUACCAUUGGACUAGAAUCCGCUAUUUCAUCAGGAAAUUGGACCAUUAAACGUUUCAAGAUGGAAAGAGCUGGUGUUACCCAAGUUUUAUCGCGAUUAAGUUAUAUUUCUGCAUUGGGAAUGAUGACUAGAGUUAACUCUCAAUUUGAAAAAACUCGUAAAGUUUCCGGUCCUAGAUCAUUGCAACCAAGCCAAUGGGGUAUGUUGUGCCCGUCUGACACUCCAGAAGGCGAAGCGUGUGGUUUAGUAAAAAAUUUGGCACUAAUGACCCAUAUAACAACGGAAGCUGAUGAAGCCCCUGUGAUUAGACUAGCAUUUAAUUCAGGCGUAGAAGAUAUUAGAUUGAUGGGUGGUCAUCAAAUGAAUAAUUCCAACGUUUACAUAGUUUUCAUAAAUGGAAACAUAUUAGGGGCAACCACCAAUAAGACACAUUUGGUUAAAGUGUUUCGAAUGAUGCGUCGAAAAGGUUUGAUUGCUCCUUUUAUUUCGGUGCAUACGUCCGAAUUUCAGCGUUGUGUCUAUAUUCACACGGAUGGUGGCAGAUUAUGCCGACCAUAUAUCAUUGUGAAAAAUGGUAAGCCGGCUGUGGAGCAAGUCCAUAUAGAUGAACUGAAUAAAGGAAUGAGGAAAUUUGAAGAUUUUCUUCAUGAUAGCUUAGUGGAGUAUUUAGACGUAAAUGAAGAAAAUGAUUCUUUUAUUGCCUGGAAUGAAAACGAUAUUUCGCUUGAAACCACACAUUUGGAAAUAGAACCCUUCACAUUACUAGGAGUUUGUGCUGGUCUUGUACCAUAUCCACAUCAUAAUCAAAGUCCAAGAAAUACAUACCAAUGUGCUAUGGGUAAACAAGCUAUGGGAACAAUCGGCUAUAACCAAAAAAAUCGAAUUGAUACUCUAAUGUACAAUAUUGUUUACCCACAGAUACCAAUGGUUAAGUCCAAAACUAUAGAACUAACAAAUUUCGAUAAACUUCCUGCAGGACAGAAUGCCACGGUAGCGGUUAUGAGCUAUUCUGGCUAUGAUAUUGAAGAUGCGCUAAUUUUGAAUAAAGCCUCGAUAGAUCGGGGAUAUGGAAGAUGUCUUGUAUAUAGAAACUCUAAAUGUACCGUUAAGCGAUACGCAAAUCAAACUUAUGAUCGAAUAAUGGGUCCUGCUAAAGAUUUGACCACAAAUAAAAUUGUAUACAAGCAUGAAGCUCUAGAUACAGAUGGAAUAGCAUCACCUGGGGAGAAAGUUACUAAUAAACAAAUUUUAAUCAAUAAAGAAAUGCCUGCAGUAACAUCAAUAAAUUCUCUUGAACAAAAAGAACCGUCAGCACAAAAUAAUAUACAAUAUACUUCCGUUCCAAUCUCCUAUAAGGGACCUGAACCAAGUUAUAUUGAGAAGGUUAUGGUAUCUGCUAACGCGGAAGAGGAUUUUCUCAUAAAAAUUUUAUUGCGACAAACAAGAAGACCAGAAAUUGGAGACAAAUUCAGUUCUCGACAUGGACAAAAGGGUGUGACGGGACUAAUAGUGGAGCAAGAAGAUUUGCCUUUUAACGAUUUCGGAAUAUGCCCUGACAUGAUUAUGAAUCCACAUGGUUUCCCCUCUCGCAUGACUGUCGGCAAAACAUUAGAGUUGUUAGGAGGAAAAGCCGGCUUAUUAGAAGGAAAAUUUCAUUAUGGAACAGCUUUUGGUGGAUCUAAAUGUAAAGACAUACAGGAUGAAUUAUUCAAACAUGGCUUUAAUUAUAUGGGAAAAGAUAUUUUCUACUCUGGGAUAACUGGUGAACAGUUGGAAAUGUAUAUAUAUUCUGGGCCAAUUUAUUACCAAAAAUUAAAGCAUAUGGUGCAAGAUAAAAUGCACGCUAGAGCAAGAGGCCCUAAAGCUGUCUUAACAAGGCAACCAACCCAAGGCAGAAGUAGAGAAGGAGGAUUACGUUUAGGUGAAAUGGAAAGGGACUGUUUGAUUUCAUAUGGUGCAAGUAUGCUUAUAAUGGAAAGAUUGAUGAUAUCAUCUGACGCAUUUGAUGUAGACGUAUGUAACACUUGCGGUCGACUAGCAUAUUCAUCUUGGUGUCAUAAUUGUAGAUCAUCUGGUAGUGUAUCAAAAAUAUCAAUGCCGUAUGCUUGUAAAUUAUUAUUUCAAGAACUAACCAGUAUGAAUGUGGUACCGAAACUAAAAUUGCAAAAUUAUUGAUUGAAUAUUUUAUUAAUAAAAGAAAAAAGUUUAAAAAUUUU
Condylostylus longicornis is the source of this 3531-nucleotide messenger RNA. RefSeq names its product DNA-directed RNA polymerase III subunit RPC2 (gene RpIII128). The transcript has 4 exons. The coding region runs from base 89 to 3490 and encodes 1133 amino acids. Gene Ontology annotation, cellular component: RNA polymerase III complex. Gene Ontology annotation, biological process: DNA-templated transcription. The record is from RefSeq and is a predicted model, not a curated record. Gene Ontology annotation, molecular function: ribonucleoside binding; DNA-directed RNA polymerase activity; DNA binding. NCBI's taxonomy places the organism in Eukaryota, Metazoa, Arthropoda, Insecta, Diptera, Dolichopodidae.